AUGGCGUCUAGUGAUUCCAUAAUUUCCAUUGGAAAAGAAGCUGAAUGGAGGACUUUGUCAUUAACAUUAUUUCCCCUGCGGAGUGGCUGGAAUGCUGUAUCUACAGGUUUCCAAGAGACUGCACAAGCUUUCUCUGAUCGGACCGUGAAGAGCCAGGAGGAUCUUCGAAAGAUUAUUAAAGAAAAUGAAGUAAAAAUCCGUCAUUGCUAUUCCGAAGACUGUAGGCUCAACAGUAAGGAUUUUGUGAAAAUGAUUCUAUUGGAUGCCAUCUUUAUAAUUGAGCUCUUCUUGAGCAUUGAUGAAAAUGACGAAAAUGAUUACAUAGUAAAGAAACCCUGGUUGGAAAUUGGAUUGAAAUUCAUACCAGCUAAGGAGAGACGCUUACUUGACAUAACAUUCUCCGGGAAUGAUUGCUUGAAACACUGUCCAUGGUUCAAUUUGUCAUGGCUCUUGGCUUGCUUACCAUGCUUGAAAUGCUUUCCACACUUGGAGCGUAUGCAAUGUAUCUUGGAAAUUCCACCCCUUAAGAUUUUUGACAGUACUGAAUUUCUUCUUUGAAACCUCAUGGCCCUCGAGUAGUGUCAUUAUCCACUUAAAGCUUACAUUUGCAAUUAUGUUUUGCUUUUGGACCAACUUAUCGACACUGAAAAAUAUGUGGAUUUGCUAGUUGAGAAAAAGGUCGACAUUGCUAACAAUAUCGGUAGCAACGCUGCUGCGACGACUUUAAUUAACAGACUUUGUCUUGAGAUUGUGGUAGAUGGAUCCUGUUACUCUUCUCUAUGUCGAGAGAUUACAAGCUACCUUGAUAACCCUUGGAACAACACCAUGGGAACCAUGAAAAGCGUGUAUUUUCGUGAUUUUUGGAGAGGCAGCGGAACUGUGGUUGGACUAAUUGUCCUGGGUUUCACUUUCUGGGGUUUCCUUAGGCCUUAUUUCAUGAAGGUUUGA
This is a messenger RNA of Alnus glutinosa, 948 nucleotides long. RefSeq lists its product as uncharacterized. The transcript is spliced from 3 exons. NCBI's taxonomy places the organism in Eukaryota, Viridiplantae, Streptophyta, Magnoliopsida, Fagales, Betulaceae. The record is from RefSeq and is a predicted model, not a curated record.